Molecule: messenger RNA, 2669 nt
Organism: Diachasma alloeum
Lineage: Eukaryota; Metazoa; Arthropoda; Insecta; Hymenoptera; Braconidae
Product: gamma-taxilin
Exons: 6
Coding region: 502-2232 (576 amino acids)
Molecular function (GO): syntaxin binding
Source: RefSeq, a predicted model, not a curated record
AUAACACGGGGCGAUACAAAAAUACACGGAUUUAGUAUGAAAGUACGGUGCAAUAAUGAAUUUUGAAUCGGGAAGAUUCUUGUAUUGUGUGCACAUAAUUUUCAUUUCAUUAAUGACAAUUCAUGUAUACAAUAUCAAUUCAUAGUAGCAAUGUGGUUUGAAACGUGGCUACUGGAAUACAUCCAUUGAGAAUAAAUUUGAUGGUAACGAGUUGUCGAGUCGAUAGUUGCGUUUAGAGACGACGAAUCUCAGUUCGGCUAGACUCUAAAAAUAACCAACGUUCCGUGCUUUUUCGUGUUGUAUUGCUUCUCACUUCGUGCUACGCUCUCAAUUGUUGCAGAAUAGCUUGUCCAAUUUCCUUGAGUUUUUUUUUAAUUGAGAACUCAUUAAUAUUGCAUACGAGUGGGUUCGUUACGUUUUGUGCCGCAUAACCUCCACAUCCGAAAAAGAACACUGAAAAACAUUUUGGAGAAGGUUGAUAUUUAGCGACUAUCAGGGAUAAUGGACGUAGAUAUUGAAAAAGAUAACAUAGACACCAUGAACGAAGUGUUAAAGGAUACUCCUCAGGCUCCUGAUGAAAAUGCAACUGCUUCAACCCACGGCAAAAAGCACUCGAAACAGAAAAAGCGAGACUCUACGUUCCUCUACGGAAAUGAAGUGGCAGAAAUUCUCAAAUCUUCGGACACGUCAGAGCAAAAAUUAUCAACAGUUUGUAACAAAUACGCCGAGAUGCUACAUGCUAAUCGUAAACUAAUGAUGGCUUACAAAAUGGCAGAAGGUAGAAUUGCUAAAAUGCAACAGGAGAAUGAACAAUGCCAACAACAGCGUUCUAAAGCCGUUCUGGCACGAUCAAGAUUAGAAAAUUUAUGUCGUGAGUUACAGAAACUAAAUAAAGCUCAAAAGGAGGAAAUUGAUUUGAAGUUGCGACUGGAGGAGGAGAAACGAAAGGAGAUUUCUGCAACUUUUCAGAGUGCAUUUGCUGAGAUGAGUACACUCACUAAUCAAAAUACUGAGAAAAAUACGAAAAUGAGGGAGGAAAAUCUGGAGAUGAGAGAAAAAAUUAAAUUUGUUAGAGAGAGAAUUGAGUUGAGUGAACAACAGUUGGAAAAGGUCAGACAACAGGCGCAGCUUGAGUUACAGUUGGCCGAAGCGAAAAUGGCCAAAGUUAAAAUGGAAAUGACUGCUGAGAAAGAGACAUUGCUGAAAGAGAAACAGCAGUUGUUACUGAAAUUAACCGAGUAUCAAGUAAGAAUACAGGAGCUGCAGGCCACUGAAGUGGGGCUGAGAAGUCAGAUAAGCAUGUAUACCGAGAAGUAUGAUGACUUUCAAAAUGCACUCACGAAGAGCAAUGAAGUUUUCAGUGGUUUCAAUGAAGAGAUGGAAAAGAUGUCCAAGAAAAUCUUAAAAUUGGAAAAGGAAACAAGCCUAUGGAAACAACGGUGGGAAAAAAGUCACGCAGCACUACUGGACAUGGCAGCUGACAAGCAGACUCGUGAUGCAGAGAUGUCAAAACUCACUCACAAGCUCUCAUUACUUCAGGAGCUGUGCAAAGCCUUUCAACGCGAGCGAACUGAACUCCUGGCCCAGUUACGUGCCCACGCCCACGCAAAUCCAUCCGACGAUCCUACCAAAAUAAAUAAAAUGGACAUUCAACAGGUGGAGGAACUAUCAAAAGACUGUCAAGAGUUGAAGGAUAACUUGGUCCAAUUACAAGGUUCUUUAGCAGAAGUCAUCUUCGAGACUGAAAAUGAGCAAAAAAUCCAAGAAUCUCAAGAAGAAUCAGAUAAAAAUUUGAAGACUGAAACUGUUGUAAUCAAUUCUCUCUCAGCUGAAAGUAAUAAUGACCAAGAAAUUAAAGAUAAAUUAUCUGAAAUUAAGGUUAGUGAUAGUGAACCUGAGGAGACAAAAGAGAAAAGCAAUUUGACGGAACAUUCUCAUGAUGAUAAUCAAUCAACAAAUGCAAUUACUGAAAUAACUUCAAAUUCACAAACUGUGAUAGAGAUGACCACAAAAGACAUCACAAUUACUGAAGAUUCACAAAGUCGUAAUAAAUCUGACUGUGAGAAUCCAUCUUGUCUGGAAAAAAAUGUCCCACUUUCAGAAACAACGGUCAAACUGUCACCUUCGCAUUCGACUGAUGAAGUUCAGAAAAAUGAUUCUGUGGUUUCUCCAGCUUCCGACGAAACCCAGAAGACUAAUAAUUCAGAAAAAAAAUCUAAGGUGGGUACAUAGGAAUGUCCAGUAGUUCAUUUGUAUCAGGAGUGAAACAUCUUUUCUUUUGCAUAUUUUUUUGGAGGAGGGGCAAAAAAGAAAAGGUAGAUAAUAAUGUUCCCAAUGGUAUUGUCAUGUAUAUUUAAGAUAAGAUGUUCAUUAGUGUCACCUAUAUUGAGAUUGUCAAUAUAGCUGAUUACAUUGAAGUUGUCAUUUCGAGCGACUCAUCGAUCCACCAAUUUACCAGUCAAUCAGUCGUAAAUUACGAGAAUGUUUAUACGAGAAAAUAUGUAAUGGUGAUUAUUAUACGUAACAAAUUAUGGACAUAAAUAAUAAUCAAUUUCAUGAAGAUGAUAUAAGGCGUCGUGAAAAUUUGAGUUUAAUUCAAUUUGUAAAAUUUUAGAUUGAUUUAAUUCUACUUGAUUUCACAUUAAUAAACCGUUGGAAGAAUUUUAUCA